Messenger RNA from Solenopsis invicta (red fire ant), 5874 nucleotides. It is a transcript of the gene Cbl, whose product is annotated as E3 ubiquitin-protein ligase CBL. The record is from RefSeq and is a predicted model, not a curated record. The transcript is spliced from 7 exons. Gene Ontology annotation, cellular component: plasma membrane; membrane raft. Gene Ontology annotation, biological process: negative regulation of epidermal growth factor-activated receptor activity; cell surface receptor signaling pathway. Gene Ontology annotation, molecular function: phosphotyrosine residue binding; SH3 domain binding; calcium ion binding. The coding region runs from base 577 to 2853 and encodes 758 amino acids. NCBI's taxonomy places the organism in Eukaryota, Metazoa, Arthropoda, Insecta, Hymenoptera, Formicidae.
CGAGCGAGAGGAGCAGCCACAAGUACGGGACACGCUCGCGCCGCUCGCUCGUCGCUCGGUCUGGCUCGGUCCCGCAGUCCGUGUCAGUGUCGUCUCGUCAGAAUCGCCGCGAGUCAUCCGCGGAGCAUCCGGCUCGGCUGUCGGCCACACUGGCCACAGUCGCAAAGUGACCGAGGCAGAGAGAGAGAGAGAGAGAGAGAGAGAGAGAGAAAACGAAAAGGAGCAAGAUAAAUGGGAUGCGGUAUCGCGCGCGAUUCCGGCGUUGCAUCCCGUGUCCGUGGCUCCGCGGGGACGUUUUCGUGGCCGCGGCCGCGUCCCGCUGAGAUAUGCGCGGUGUGCCGAUCUAUCGCUCCGCAGUGUGUGUGCGCGGGUUAACCUCAAGUAUUGCGCGAGUGCUCGCCGUCGCCGCGCGCCAGGUAGAGUGCGAGGUGCGAAUAAUAAAGGGGAAAGGCGAGGACGAGUGUAUGUUCGGAUAGGAGCAGCCGUAGCAGCAGCAACAGCAGCAGCAGCAGCAGGAAGGAGGGAAAGAUCCGUGUAUCAGCGCACGCGGGCACGCGUUCACGUACGUCCGUCAAGAUGUCGUCGUCCGGACACAGCAGCCGCACUCGCGCCGUCCACAUCGGCUCGAUCUUCCAAAAGCUGCACGGCCGCUUCGCGGACGCGAUGACGCCGCCUAAGCUCUCGACCGACAAGCGUACGCUCGACAAGACCUGGAAGCUGAUGGACAAGGUGGUGAAGCUCUGCCAACAUCAGCGUAUGAACCUCAAGAACUCGCCGCCGUUUAUCCUCGACAUCCUGCCGGACACGUAUCAGCGGCUUAGGCUCAUCUACAGCAAGUACGAGGACCGUAUGCAGGUGCUGCACAGCAACGAGCACUUCUGCGUCUUCAUCAACAACCUGAUGCGUAAGUGCAAGCAGGCGAUCAAGCUGUUCAAGGAGGGCAAGGAGAAGAUGUUCGACGAGACGUCGCACUAUCGCCGUAACCUCACCAAACUCAGCCUCGUGUUCAGCCACAUGCUGUCCGAGCUGAAGGCCAUAUUUCCCAAUGGGGUGUUCGCCGGCGAUCAGUUUCGCAUCACCAAGGCGGACGCGGCUGAAUUUUGGAAGGAGCGCUUCGGAAACAGUACAUUGGUACCGUGGAAGGUAUUCAGACACGAACUGAAUCAGGUUCAUCCGAUCAGCUCGGGACUGCAAGCGAUGGCACUGAAAUCCACGAUAGAUUUGACGUGCAACGAUUAUAUAUCCAACUUUGAAUUCGACGUAUUUACAAGGCUAUUUCAACCGUGGUCGACUCUCCUGCGCAACUGGAAAAUUCUGGCUGUGACGCAUCCUGGCUACGUGGCUUUCCUUACGUACGACGAGGUGAAAGCCCGUUUGCAAAAAUAUUGCAUUACCAAGCCUGGAAGCUAUGUAUUUCGGUUAAGUUGCACGAGGCUGGGACAAUGGGCAAUUGGUUACGUCACGUCUGACGGUGAUAUUCUACAAACUAUACCGCACAAUAAGAGUCUAUGCCAAGCGUUACUGGACGGCUACCGGGAAGGCUUAUCGAUUUGCAGCUACUUGUAUCCGGACGGCCGAAAUAUAAAUCCGGACUUGACAUGGGCGGUGCAGCCAACGCCGGAGGAGCAUAUCAAAGUGACGGCGGAACAGUACGAAUUAUAUUGCGAGAUGGGUAGCACAUUCCAACUGUGUAAGAUUUGCGCCGAGCAUGACAAGGAUGUAAGGAUAGAACCCUGCGGCCACCUUCUCUGUACUCCAUGCCUCACAGCUUGGCAGGUAGAUUCCGAAGGACAGGGUUGUCCGUUUUGUCGAGCUGAAAUUAAAGGCACCGAGCAGAUCGUCGUAGAUCCGUUCGACCCGCGAAGAACGCACAGACCCGGGGCGCAUUCGGCGUCUGCUAGUAACGCAUCGACCCCCACGCGGGAUCUCGACCCCGACACCGAGGAUAUAAUGGAGUUGUGCAAUGGCAAUUGUGGUCUCAUAUGUCACGAUGACUCAGAUGAGGAAGAUGAUUCUAGUCCUACGAAUUCGCCAGUGCCACCGCGGAGGAUCGUUCCGAGUCCGCCUUUACCACCUAGGAGACCCUCACCAUCGCCCACACCGAACAAUCACCUCAGGAACGGACGUCAUCUGACAGUUCCGAAGGAAAAUGCGCCGCCACCGCCGUCAUCGGUUACAGUAAUAUUAAAUUAUACCGACAACACUCAGCAAAAUAAUAAAGUUAACACGGAGGCGAGAUACGACAUGCUGCAUCGUGCGUCCUCGCCGUCGUCGGUGCCGCCAAUACCGCCCGUGCCACCGACGACGGUGGUGAGGGUUCAUCCACGCCGGCCCCACGGAAAUCACGCGACGGGUACACCACAGCGACAGCCGCAGCCGCCGCCGACAUUGCCGGAGAAGGCGUCUCGCGCCUCCGCGACCAGCUCGACGACGAGUCAAACCGGGGGUCCGAGUAACAAUGUGCCCCCGGUACCACCACCUUUGUCGGCGCCGCGGCCGCCGAAAGCUAGCAAAGAGAGUGGCACCCGUCAGGACCAUCACUACGAGAACACGAUCGUGAUAUGCGGCACGAGUCAGCACGUCGUGAAGAACAUCAACCUAGAGGCAAACAGGGCACGUCUCACGGCACUGAUGAGGGCGAGGGAUGAUCCGGGUGGCGGUGGCGGCGGCGGUGGCGGAGCGGUGACCAAACCGGAGUCGGCGGCGUAUGAGAACGUCAACGUCGAGCAUAUCACGAGGCUGACGGCGCUCGGUUUCGCGCAGGAUGCUGUGAUCAGGGCGCUCGGCAUCACCAGGAACGAUCUCGAGAUGGCGUGUGAUAUAUUGCACGAGUUUGCCACGAAAUCUUCCUGACCAGGUACAAAUAAACGGCAUCAGUCGCAACGAAUGUGUUGGCGAAUACGAAGCGCUAUGAACGGCAUACGUUCAAGCCGUGAAGAGUGAAUCUCGGAAAAGUACUUCCCUUUCGGGCUCUCGAAUACCUUAACUCGGCUUAUGCUGAAUGGCGAACCACUCCGCUUGGAUGACGAGUAUAAUCCGAAUAAAUCAAUUUAUGUCGGUGUCGUCCCUCGCGCUUCGUGUAUCACGCAUCUAAAAUAUCAGAUUGUUUAUUACAAUACAAGACCGAAAAUAAUUACAAUUAAAAAAAAUACAUAUGAUUGAUCUAAUCGCAGGGCCGAACACCGAGGUCUCAUGACCGGCCUUACCUGCCAGACGGUACUUUUGACAGGGAAUACGCGCAAACUCCUGCAAGUCUCAUCUCUGAUGCUUUCGCAGACAAUCCGCGCGUUUUCGCCGAACGUCUCCUCACGUUAGUGCGAUAUCGUCGGUGUUCCAUUUUACGUCUUAAAACGAGUGGAAAAGACACACGCUUGCAAACGGAUAGUGAGCGUUGAAAGAGUCAUCGUGGAGAACCGUAGAGAAAUUCCGAAAUGGGUCUUCGAAACAUCGUGCAUCGUUCACGGAUUUCUCCUCGUUGCAUGCCCGAGUUUCGGGCGGCCUUUAACGAGGCUCCAGACGCUCUCGUUUCUCGACGCAUAGGAAAGACUGUUCGCACCGCGUGAUUUCGCGGCGAUGUAAAUAAAAAGCGACGACCGACCAAAGACAAAACUUGCGGCUGCCGAAGUAUUUCUUCACGAAUCACACAUGUAGCACGAGAGAGCAGAAUAGCGUGUCCCAUACUUUCCUCAUAGUAAUCUCCCUACCGGGCGUAGUCACUACUUCGUUCCUCGAUAUACUUAAGAUAAAGAUUAAUUGUAUAUUUGCGCAAAGAGAUUUCUCUUGCACGUACAUACGUGGAAACGCUCCUCGAAUGUCUUCGGUCGUUCGUUUUCCACAUUUUGUAUUAUAUAGAGCGUAUCUCUCACGACACAACGAACGCGCGGUCGAUGUCGCGUUGUUCCGGGAUCGAAAAUGUGUUUAGAAAAUUACGCAUUCAAUCGAAGGCAAUACAAUGUUCUACCCGUUUAACCGACGUAACGAACAUAUACAUCCGUUUAAGAUAUAUUCUACAUAGAGCAUUGGUUCGCUAGAGAUCACUUCGCUAUAUGAAUGUAUAACGAUAGUACUGAAAGUAUGUUAGACGAAAAAUGCCUGGCAUCUAAUUUUGUAAUCCCUAAUCUAUACCGUUCUUUCAUCAAAGUAGUUAUAUAUAUAUGUAUAUCGCUAUUUAAUGUAUUAGUAAUAUAUUAUGUAUAAUGUCCUCCACACACGUUAGUGCUGCGUGGUUUACACGCACGCAAGAUACCUCGGAGAGGAUAAAUGCGACAAAAUAACGAUUCAGGUGUAUAAAAUUGUUAAUCCACAUUCGUGAUUUCUGAUCCUAGCUGAGAGAACUACGUCGAGGCACGAUAGCCUUAGAGAGUAAUGCGCACAAGAUUUGGCACCUCUUAGAACCGAAUCUACGCGGAGCUUUUCGUUUAUUCCACUCGCACACGCGGCGAACACGCGCUUACGCAAAUUACGCCGUAUCCACCGUGUGUGAUACUCAUCGGCUUCUCACAGCGCUGAGUAUCAACGUAGAGGAGAGGAGGAAAAUAGUCGGAAUCGAAUUCCGGACGCGGAAAAGCAAUGUGCCGAAUAUCAAAAGUUCACAGCUCUGACGACCUCGAGAUGAAGAUGCACCCGCGCGCGAUUCUCGGGGAAGUUACGAAUACACUAUAAGAUCGUAUAUAUUACGGAUUAUAAUGGCGAAUACUCGAAAACAAGUACGAUAGUGUUCAAGACGACGAUAACUUGGCGAUGACGAAAAGAAAGUUUGUUGUACGGUCGCGUUGAGUCGAGACUAAUGCCGUCUCGAGAUACAUCAAGCUUACAUUAAUUUACGCCUUUGCGGUAGAUGCUCAAACAUAAUGCAUAAUCGUUUUGUCCUGCGAAGAGGCGGAUCUAAACAGCGAGAUAAGAUAUGAACGAUAUAGCCGAAUCCUGCUGUACGGCUUUGCCAGCUUGCAAAAGCGAUCAUUCGUCGUGACGACAAGGAGGCGUUUGCGGAUCAAUUCUGGUACGACGAUGCAACCGUCCUGCGUCUGUUCUGUGCGACGGUUGUACGGCGAAAAGUUAUAAUUACUACCUCGCGAUUAUACCAAAGGUAUACGAUGUGAUCGUCCGAUGUAUGUACGAAGAACGUUAUCAGGUAUAUCGCUCGUUAAACGUGUUUAACGAUCCUUCUAACGCAUUUCGCAUACACACAUACACACAGAAACAAGGCGAACCAUCGUGUAGUAUAAUUAAUAUAUAUUUAGAUACGAUAUUCAUGCUCCUGUUGAAUUUCUUUCUUAUCGCAAAGACGCGCGUCUUGCCGGAGCGUCGCGUGCUGUUACGAAAAGCGAGAAUAGUUCAUCUUGCAAAACUCCGAGUGACGGUCAUAAUGUUUCGGGAGAAUCGUGAAUAUCGAAAUUUACCGUGCGAUCCCGAUAUGAGAACCGAUGCACCCGAUAAUUUUAUUCGCUUCCUAUUGUGCACCUAUAAAUGACAUCAGUCGCAAUACGCUCCACUCUCUGAGAAGAAUUUUUAGCCUCCAUCUUCGGAUUCGACGUUCGCACGGGUGCAUCCGGUGAGAUUAGGUGUCCUAUUUUUCUACAUUGUAUAUUCUGAUCGUUGUGUACUGUAUAAGAUACCGAGCACGCGCAUGAAAAGCGCUCAAGGUAUGUUUUCUGGUGCCUCGGAAAACGGGACAAAGGCUCCGACACCUUUGCGCUUUUCGUCGCGCGUUAACGUCUGAGGAUUUAAUGCAAAUACGCGGAGUAAUGUUAAUCGACAUGAUACGCAAUCGGAAAUAACAUAACGAACGUAAUUGACUCCUUCUUCGUUUUAAUUAUUCGCUGUAAAAAUUGUUUUACAUACUUCUCAAAAUAAAAUAACAUGUCGUUUAUAACA